Messenger RNA from Parnassius apollo (apollo), 255 nucleotides. Lineage: Eukaryota; Metazoa; Arthropoda; Insecta; Lepidoptera; Papilionidae. The record is from the annotation of a GenBank genome assembly.
AUGAUUAAUGCUUUCCAUCCAGUAAUUGUUAAUAGGCCGGAUGAUCAGGUGAUAUUAAAUGGUGCUCUGGAAAGGUUACAUAUGCCAAAUGAAUUGGCAGAACUAAUUGUAGCCAAUAUGAUUAACAGAUACCGGGCCCAGUUCACUAGAAUUGACGCACAACUUCCAGAAUUAGAAAUAUUUGCUGUAAUGACCAUGUUUGAUCUCAAAAUUUUUGAAUUGGGGAUAUACCAAAUUAAGCAGGCAAGAAGCUAA